Dermacentor andersoni is the source of this 794-nucleotide messenger RNA. RefSeq lists its product as uncharacterized. NCBI's taxonomy places the organism in Eukaryota, Metazoa, Arthropoda, Arachnida, Ixodida, Ixodidae. The record is from RefSeq and is a predicted model, not a curated record.
UCUUCGCCUGUGGCGCAGGACGCAGCCCAAGCUUCGGAUGUUGGCAUAGUCUGGGCGCGUAGGGGUAGUGCGCGGGAAGAGCUCCCUGUCUCUCAACAAGCGUUCACAGCGCAGUGACCGUGCGGCUGUUGGACAUGGCCGAAGAAGACGGUUUUGUUGAAGAGCCCCCCGAUACUCCGACGCGCCCAGGUCAGAGCCUACCGGUCAGCAGCAUGCCGUACCCCAUGGUGCGGCUGGUGCGCAAGAGCAGCACGCUGUCGAGUCAGCUGCACUCGCCGCUGCACCGUGGCGAAGCCGUCCUGCCCUGCUCGGGACAGGUCCGCCCGGCACGAGCAACGUCGCCCCCAUCCUCGCCCAAGCAUGAUGCGCACGACGACGGCCCUGCACGCCUCCGGCGAACGGGCAGCGGAGACGUCAUUAUCGGCGAGGUAGUCCUCAUGCAGCCUCGGCGCGCGUACGGGGCCUCGGGCGAAGGUCCCGCCGACAUGGUGCAAGUGGAGCUGGACUCGAUGCGGGAGACUCCGCCACCGCAACGAGGACGAAGCGACGAAGAAGUGCCGCUCUCCUGGAUAAAGAGAGGCAAGACAGCUGGCAAGGUAGCCGCACUUGUGGCCAUUACGAUAAUCUGGCUGUUGCUGGUCGCUGGAGCGAGCACCUACUACUUCAUUGAGUCCGAGUUAAACGCCACAUCACCAAGUCAAGGAGCUGCGCGGCUAUUAAGUAACGGGAUAGCAGCAAUUUACAACGCAACUCAUCAUCAAUGACGUCCAUAAAGGCACUUCGUCUUUUUUUUU